CGACGAUGAAGCUCACCACGACGGGCAUAAUAUCAGCGCUAUGCUGGAGCGCGCGCAUCGGUUCGGCCAGCACCGCGCAUAUCCUCACAUACGACCCUCACCCGCAGCCUAGACAUGACCCGCAUUCGAGAACGCUGUCGCCCGUGCCAGCGAGGUUACUGCUCGCGCAAAGGGCAGGCGUGGAGGACUAUCAUAGAGCAGAUAUAGCCAGGGACGAAGUGAUCGAUGCCAUCAAUGCCUAUGGACUGCGGCAUCGCAUGUUCACGGAGCAGCGUGAUGGCCCAAGGAGAGCUUUGAUCCUGGUCGAAGGCGCUGAAGGGAAAGAGCUCGACAGCCUCCGCUCAGCAUAUACGUCUGUGCAGGUGUCUCCAGCACCGGCAGCGCAUGCCAGCAAAGGUCUGUUCGUUGACCUCAUAAAGCAAUCUGACCCACGACCCCUCGCAGCCCUUUCGGACGAUGCGGUCCUUGCCAACAUCAAGGAGACGAACAACGUCGUCGUGAAUGGCGAUAUGUUCUACGUCGCUGACUCGCUGGCCGAUGCCAGUGCAAUGUUCGAGAAGCUUGCGAAGAGCAACGAGUGGAGCAUUACCGCGCUCAUCUCGCCACCGGCAGACCUCUCUGCAAAGCAAGGAAAGGAAGAGAAGUUCCAAUGGGGAACCUACGAGAUCCCGCAACGGCAAAUCAAGGCAAAGCGAGACCGAUCGCCAAAGGAGGAGCCUCUGACAGAAACACACGACUUCAAGCCCGUGCAGAGCUUCUCUGCUCCAGCCUCCUCUUUCGCCAACAAUACUACACCACUUCGCGGCAUCCUUCCGGCCUGCUUCACCUCGCAGUCCGCAUGCGAAAGUGCAACAAGGAACUGCACGGGACACGGUGAAUGCAGCAAGAAGUACCACGAUCCCGACUCGCUGGCACCCGGUGGCAGUACAGGCCUGGACUGCUGGAGCUGCCAGUGCAAGUCGACCAAGAGCAGCGAUGGCAAAAAGACGACUGUCUGGGGUGGACCAGCUUGCCAGAAGAAGGACGUCAGCGUGGAGUUCUGGCUGAUCGCUCUCUUCACCGUCGGUCUGGUCUCGCUCAUCGGAUUUGCUGUUGGCACCCUGUUCUCGAUGGGAUCGGAAGAGCUGCCGAGCGUUAUCGGCGCAGGCGUAUCAGGGCCAACGGCGAGGAAGUAGAAAGGAUAAUUUGGGGAGUGACGGAAUAUGUACCAGAAGCAUUGGCGCGGCGUUCGGCGCGAAAGAGAGACGUCUAUAAGUGCGAGACGGUAUGUGAUAUGUACCACCUGAAUGUACAAGUUUGAUAUGAG
Pseudocercospora fijiensis CIRAD86 is the source of this 1306-nucleotide messenger RNA. RefSeq lists its product as uncharacterized. The transcript is spliced from 2 exons. Gene Ontology annotation, cellular component: endoplasmic reticulum. The record is from RefSeq and is a predicted model, not a curated record. The coding region runs from base 6 to 1175 and encodes 389 amino acids. NCBI's taxonomy places the organism in Eukaryota, Fungi, Ascomycota, Dothideomycetes, Mycosphaerellales, Mycosphaerellaceae.